Molecule: messenger RNA, 1042 nt
Organism: Coniophora puteana RWD-64-598 SS2
Lineage: Eukaryota; Fungi; Basidiomycota; Agaricomycetes; Boletales; Coniophoraceae
Product: Aldo keto reductase
Exons: 9
Coding region: 104-1042 (312 amino acids)
Cellular component (GO): cytosol
Molecular function (GO): aldose reductase (NADPH) activity
Source: RefSeq, a predicted model, not a curated record
CGGCCCGCAGUUCCGAUUGUCGGCCGGCUAUAAAGGUUGGGCAUGAGAUGGGCUGAACACACCAGACUUCGCGAUACGAACUUAUCUCUGCGUCUAUACAGCCAUGCCCGGACCUAACUUCAAGCUCAACAAUGGAUCGGUUAUCCCUGGGAUUGGACUGGGAACGUGGAAAUCGGGACCCAACGAGGUUGCUCGCGCUGUCGAGGAGGCGCUAAAGGCGGGAUAUAGACAUAUCGAUUGCGCUUGGUCAUACGGUAACGAGAAAGAGGUCGGAGCGGGCCUCCGUGCGUCAGGUGUUCCCAGGGAGGAGGUGUUCAUCACGAGCAAUCUCUGGUGCACGUAUCACAGCCGCGUCGAGGAGUGCCUUGACGAGACUCUCGCCAACCUCGGCACGGAUUAUGUUGACCUCUACCUCGUACACUGGCCGGUUGCUCUCAACCAAAGCGGGAAUCAUCCCGUCUUCCCGACACGCCCGAACGGCAACCGCGACAUCGAUGAGUCGCGAGACAUCAGGGACACAUGGAAAGCCAUGGAAGCCGUCUGCAAGAAAGGCAAAGCCAAAGCCAUUGGCGCGUCCAACUUUUCCGAGAAGAUACUUCAAAAGAUCCUACCAACCGAGAUUCCGCCGGCCGUAGACCAGCUCGAGCUCCACCUGUAUAACCCUCAGCACAAGCUGAUCGACUACCUCAAGUCGCAGAACAUCGUUCCCCAGGCGUAUUCUCCGCUUGGAUCGAACUACGCCCCGCUUAUGACCGACGAGACGGCUGCUGAGAUCGCGAAGAAGCACGGACUCGCGACGACCGACGUGCUGCUCGGGUAUCUACUGAAGAAGGAUAUUGUCGUCCUCCCCAAGUCUGUCACACCUGCUCGCAUCAAGACAAACCUAGAUAAUACAAUUACCGCUUACGAGAAGCUUACUGAAGAAGAUGUCGCCGUUUUGGAUGCCGUCGCCGCCAACGGCAAGCAGAAACGGCUUGUCACGCCUCCUUGGGGUAUUGAUCUUGGCUUUGAUAACUGGCCCGUUCUCACGCAAACUGCAUGA